Molecule: messenger RNA, 4666 nt
Organism: Dendronephthya gigantea
Lineage: Eukaryota; Metazoa; Cnidaria; Anthozoa; Malacalcyonacea; Nephtheidae
Product: coiled-coil domain-containing protein 180-like
Exons: 47
Coding region: 111-4577 (1488 amino acids)
Source: RefSeq, a predicted model, not a curated record
GUGUCGUUGUCAUGGAUACAAAUUUUAACAAAAUGGCGGAUGAUUGUACAAAUACAUUUUGGAAGAAAAGUGUAUAAUUCAUAUUUAAAAAUAUUGAACUGGUGAACAGAAUGUCACAGGGCGAUGUGAAAUAUGUUCGAGUAUUGCCAAAGGACAAGAUAUAUCGAAAUAUUUUUGAGGCUGAGCAAAGUUUAAACACGUCCUUGAAAAAAGAAAGAAAGAUAUCAAAGUCAAAAAGGGAGCCAACAUUGCCUGUUUUAAAACAACCAAUAACUUUCACAGAUGGCAGUGGUAUCUUGUCACAACGACAGAAGACCUGGGUGGAAGCAAAUCCCAAUGAACCAAAUGUUGAAAACCCCACAUACUUGAGAUAUUUGUGGCUGGAUGAACAAGAGAGGGUAUCCAAGUCAGAAAGUUUUUAUGAAGCACAAGAAGUGAGAGGUUUACCUGAAGUAGAUAACCUGCAACGCACUAGCAGCUCAAAGUCGAGAAAUGUUGUUGAGAAAAUUAGUGAAAAAAGAAAAGAAAGACACGAGGCUGCCUUAGAAGAGUUCUAUCAAGAACUUGGAAUUAUCAGUUCAGAGCUUGAACCACGUAUUGCAGAAGCAAGUGAGAUUCUAAAGGAUGCCUUUGCUGCAAAUACUGAAGAGCUUUCAAAGGUCAUGCAACUUAUUCGUGAUGAUAAGGAUCUAUUGAAAUACUCUUUGGAAGAUCUGCACAAGUUAUGGGAAUGUAUUGCUGAAAUAUCUUCUAGUAGGCAAGAAUACAUAAUCGAUCUCUUGAAGACAUUUGACGCGAUUGAACAAGACCGCUAUAAAAUGGUUUGUGAAACGUUAAAAACGUUCAAUUCGAUAUUUGAAAACAUCGCUUAUUUAAUGUCGUCUGAUGUUCAUCGAAUGAUGGAGAGGGAAGCUGAGGAAAUCAAUUCAACGAUGAUUUGUAAUCGUAAAGCUUACGCAGAUCUUGUUGCCAACUUACAAAAAGCCGCCGUUGAAUUAGAAAGAAGAUAUUACCAUGUUUGGGAGACACGCGUUAAAUCGUGGAAAGAAUUGAAAACCAAAGAGGCUGUACAAGGAUUUAUUGACUUCAUGGAAAGUAACGAAAUACGUCAACCACCCAGAGUAUUACGAUGUUUGGAGGAAAUGAGAGAGAAACAGACUACCUUGAAUACGAAACGAUUAGACUUGUUUAAUUCUUUGAGGGACAUGAAACCACCUGGGUCAACAAAAGCUGCAGUUUAUCAGUGGAAUAAUGUCCUGGGUCAUGUCACUGAUCAACUGGAGAAAACAAAUAAGAAAUACAGAGAGUAUGUUCAGGAGGCGUAUGAUCAAGUCAUACACGAUUGUUAUGAAAGAAUGGAACAGAUUAAGAUCAAAUUGGAGGAAGAGAAUAUUAUUGACGGAGAGGAACUGAACACGAUCUUGAACGAAUCCUUUUUGCCUUUGAUUGGUGAGAAGAAGACCCGUUAUGAGUGUGAAAUGGAGAUUUUCGAGAGAACAAUUGAAAAUCUAACCAUAUUUCAAGACAGCUUGGUACGUUCCUUAUUCAAGUUUGUCCAAGGUGCCGCACACAUCUGGGACACCCACGAAAUUGGAGUUGCAAGACAGGAACGAGCGCUACAGGAAAAUUUAGAGGAAGGACGACAUCGUCAUGAUGGAGCAAAUCAGGUUAAAGAAGCAAAUCUCGAUAUUAUCAUGGAUAAAAUGAGACAAGAGUCAAGCGAAGAGACUUUAGAAAAAACCCUUGCACAAGCAUGCUCGCUUCUGGAUGAAAUUCAGGAAGGUUACAAGACUUUUCACUCGGAGCAAUUGGAAUGUGUUUGCAAGUAUCCGGACAAAAUAAAAGAUCAGCUGGAGAUUUAUGAUCACGAAAUUUGUGGCUAUUUUGCCGUGGACAGAAAUAAACCUCAAGCAGUGAAAAAGCAACCUCGAACGAUCCCGGUUUCUCCAUCAGGUUCCUUAUUACCAAAGCAAGGUCGAUCUCAACGCGAGAUAUCACUACAAGGGGAAACAUUGGAAGACGUUUUGAAAACAUCCAAUGGAACAACAUUCUAUGUUUUAACAUACCCUGGGGAUUAUGGUUUCCCAUCUUCAUCAGUGAGCGCUCGUACUUUGAAGACUUCAAUGACAUUCCUCAGUGAUACACCAGCGGAUCUGGACGAUUACAACACAUUAUACACAGAAAAAAUCAUCAUCGAAGAAGACUUGUUCACGGAGCUGCGGAAAAGUUUACGGAUGCAAUUUUUGGAGUCGUUGGAAACCUGGAAGAUAGAAGCGAUGGAAAGAGCAAACAGUGUCGUUGCGGCUAAGGUGGAAGAGUUAAACAGUGAAUUGGAUCUGCGGCUUCAUCUUCAUAAACCCCGUCCUGCCCGCGCUGAACAAGAUGUACACAAUGUUAGAGCUGCUGAGCUAGUGAUGCAUCAGGAACGCGUGGAGCGGCAUUCAAAAGGCAUCAACACAACGUUGAACGAGUUUAAAACACGAUUCCAAGUCAUGAUUGAAGAGCAUAACGAUGAGACAGAUAAAUUUAAGAAAGCAGUGCAAGCUUUGGAAGCCACAUUCACCUCUGCUACAAAAACUCACGAACUCGUAGCGAUUCAAGAUCAUGUCAGUGGCCAGGUGGAAGGAUAUAUGAAUAAGAUCAGAACAUCGUUAAGAAAAUUUCGCCAGGAUUUGGAUGGCAUGUUGUCUUCUUUGAGAAACUCCAAUGCAAGAUUUAGAAAGUCUUUUAAAGUUUUCUCAGAAGGUGGAAAUUUUUCGUUGGAUGAAGUUGAAGACUACAGACGAAAACUGGAACGUAUGGCAAACAAGAUCGAUGCUGCAGAAGGAACAAUUAUGGGAGAACUAGAAGGCAUGGAAACAAAGCGGCUGGAGUCUGCUUUAGACAAUGCUGGAAAACUAGAGGAUAGAUUCAAGCAUCAUCUUUUCGACCUAACAUUCGUGGAGAAAUCCUCAAGAUGGGUAACAAACACACAAGUUAAGAUAAAAACAGAGGUUGCAAAAAGCAAUUCUCAAGCGAAAAAUUUGGUGUUAAACUUGGCGAAAAUUGAACGACGUAUCGAUGCAGUUAGAAACCCAAAUCUUGACAAAGAGCAAGUAACAUGUGAAGAUAUCCAGGACGAUCUACGUGACGUGUUUAAAAUGUUCAUUGAUAGAUCACUAUUCCUUGAUUGCUUAUUGAUUGACCCAGAGUCUUGUUAUGACGCGCUGAGCGGGAAAGAACUUCCUUAUGUUAAGGAUGUACAACCCAGUAAAGGAAAUAAAGGCUCGGAUAAAAAGGAUGGCAGAAGGUCGAACAAAGGAAACAAGAAGAACAUAAAUGUUGAGAAAGUAUCUAUUCAAUCACCCGCCUCAUCGUCUCCGAUUGUGGAAACACCACAACCAUCGCCACCAGAUCUCAGACCAAAAACCAUGCCAUCUGACCCCGACCGAAGGGCAGUGUUGAAGAACUCGGCCCAAUCGCUUCCGUAUCGACUUCACCGAUCAGGUACCGGACGUCGUCCCAGUGCUUCCAAACGGGAUUUUCUUACUAAAUUCGACAGAAAGUAUUUGGUAUUUGGUGAUAAAACGGACGAGGAAUCGAAAUCUGAUUUCUUGACAAUCAUUCUGCACAUUUUAAGAAAUUCUUUAAAUGGUUUAUUGGCAACAGCAGAAGCCUACUACCGUCAAAAAGGACCAAGAUUAGCGACUCGCUCAACAAUUAACGAUAAUUUCGACACAUCUGCGCAAGCAACAGUGCAAAGAUUGCUCUCUUACAAAACGCAAGCUGAGGAAUAUCAUAAUUCAUGUAUACAGGAAUUUCGAAAUCAACUAAAGAAACUUCAAACGCUUGUCGUUGAAAUUCCAGACUUGGUCAUCCAGUGUUUCAUGGUAGAGCAUUCUAGUGAAACGGAAGUUUUGGUUGAAAAAACAAAGAAAGAAAAUGCGGAAACGGUCUCCAUGCUGGAACACCAAAGGAAACAACACGAAGGAAAACUGCGACCAGCUUUGGGACAUCCUAAGAACCGCGAUGAAUUAGAAGGUUUGAAAACUAUAGAGAAAGAACGAAGUAAUUCAAGAGUGAGGACUUUAAAAGAGUUUACGAAUGAGCUGAAGGGACAUAGAUUACAGAGAGCUAAAGAUUUUGUAGAAACUCUUUCAAAAACUAGUGUUGAGAUGUUAAGAUUGUUUGACGGUUUGGUGACUGUGGACGACGUAAAACUUGGAAAGGUGGAAGAUAAACCUAAAAGCACUAAACAGAUAUUGUUUGAACAGUCAAGACCUCCUAAAAACGAAGAAGAAAAAGAAUCAGAGUACUUCAGCAAGCCCGGUGGAAAGUGGGAAGGCUUGCCGACCAAUGAACUCGCUCUAAAACCACCUGAUAAGUUGACAAGAACCCCAACAUCGGUGACGUCAAAAACAACAGCUGCACAUAAAUCCGUUAUUGAAGCAAGAAACAAGGCUUAUAAGGAGUACAACUCGAAUUUUUUCACGAGUAUAAAUGACAUAAAUACACAAGGUGAGAAUGCUUCGUAUGAGGAAGAAAGAUGGCAAGAAAAAUGGAAUCUGUCGUUGCAGAGAAUACAAAACUUACAUUAAUUAAAUGGUGAUUUACUAGCAUUGUAUUUAAGAUAUUGUAAAUGUUCAAGUUGUACAAAUGCGUUAAGUUAUAUGAUAUUUUUUAUUAG